Messenger RNA from Guillardia theta CCMP2712, 933 nucleotides. RefSeq lists its product as hypothetical. Gene Ontology annotation, biological process: glutathione metabolic process. NCBI's taxonomy places the organism in Eukaryota, Cryptophyceae, Pyrenomonadales, Geminigeraceae. The transcript is spliced from 7 exons. Gene Ontology annotation, molecular function: glutathione transferase activity. Gene Ontology annotation, cellular component: cytoplasm. Bases 1 to 933 code for a protein of 310 amino acids. The record is from RefSeq and is a predicted model, not a curated record.
AUGCACACUGAACCCGAGGAGGAGGAGGCUGGUGCGGCCACGGCAGCGGAGGAGGAGGAGAAGGCAGUUGAAGAAAGAGCAUGGGAAGAUGCUGUGGGAGUCAGCGAUCAGCUGAGAGCUGGAACGGAAGCCAGAAGGAUCCAUGAGCAGGCACGGCAGGCACAGCGGGAUCAGCGGGAUCAAAGCAAGCGGGAGGAGGGACAGAACUUUGCCGACGAGGACAAGCACGAGAAGCUGGUGAUCGACAUCCACUCAGACAAAGACUCUGCAUCGAUGAACGUCUUCCCGUCCCCUCUGCCUUCCACACAUCCCCCUGAAGAUCUACUCUUCGAUUCGAUCCCUCUAUCCAAUGGCUUCCUCAAGCUCAGUGUCUCCCCGCUGUCUGCGGGCUGCCGCGCCAUCCUGAUGCUGAUGCGAGAGGAGGGUCAAACAGCCGAUGUGACUGAGGUGGACAUCAUGCGAGGAGAGACGCACACGUCGGAAUUCAGCCUCCUCAACGCCAAGAAGGAUGUUCCAGUGCUGCAUCUUGUAGCCAGGCAGGCUGACGAGGAGGACUACAUCCUCACAGAGACCAGUGCCAUCCUCCGUUUCCUCUGUGAGUUCUUUCCUUGCUGCUUGCACUGGUAUCCCCGAGACUUGCGGCAGAGAGCGAAAGUGGAUGAAUAUCUCGAGUGGCAUGGCCGGCAUGUCAAGCAGAGCAUCACCGCUAUCAUCGCCGCCAUGACAUGUACUCGUGAUGUUAGCUUGCUGAGUUCCAUGUCGACCCAGUUCAUGGACGCCAUCGCCACCAUGGACAAGCACUGGAUCAGUGACGCCUCUGGGUAUCUGUGCGGGCCGUCGCCGUGCAUCGCAGACCUCGUGGCUAUCGCAGAGCUGGAGACAGUUGAGCUGCUCUCCCCUGACUACUCCAAGUUCAACAAGUUCUCAAGGUGA